Menidia menidia (Atlantic silverside) is the source of this 3475-nucleotide messenger RNA. Lineage: Eukaryota; Metazoa; Chordata; Actinopteri; Atheriniformes; Atherinopsidae. The record is from the annotation of a GenBank genome assembly.
AAACUCUGUAACGCUUGUCGUGAUUGGUUCACGGUCUUCACGUUUGUGUGUCCAGCUGGUAGGUUUGGGCUGGCUACCCGGCUAGCUGUCUGGGCUCCGUCUGCCUCUUUUUCUUGGGGCCAAACAUAAAGAUACGGGCGUGCCACGCCGCUUACCCCGGCUUUUCUGAUAGCCGUAAUGCCGGUCCACUCUCGGGACAAGAAAGAAAGCAACCACGAAGAAAUGGAGGUGGAUUUUCCCGAGCAAGACGGCAGCAGCACAGACGAGGAGGACACGGUUAGCUCGUCCGUGUCUGAAGAUGGAGACAGCUCGGAAAUGGACGAUGAGGACUGUGAGAGGAGGAGGAUGGAGUGCCUGGAUGAGAUGACGACACUCGAGAAACAAUUCACAGAUUUGAAAGAGCAGUUGUACAAGGAGCGCCUCAGCCAGGUGGACAUCAAGCUGCAGGAAGUGAUGGCCGGCUGUGCCCAGGAGUACUUGGAACCCUUGGCAAACCUGCAGGAGAACAUGCAGAUAAGGACCAAAGUAGCCGGGAUCUACAGGGAGCUGUGCCUGGAGUCGGUGAAGAACAAAUACGAGUGCGAAAUCCAAGCUGCCUGCCAACACUGGGAGAGUGAGAAGCUGCUGCUGUUUGACACGGUUCAGAGUGAGCUGGAGGAGAAGAUAAGAAGACUGGAGGAAGACAGACACAGUAUUGACAUUACCUCAGGAGGCGACGGAGAAGCUGGGUCUAAUCUGUUCGGUUUGCUUUGCAGAGCUGUGGAACGAUGGACUGCAUGCGCGGAAAAACAAGAAAAAAGACCCCUUUUGUCCCAUCAAGAAGAAGAAGCCGGUGGUCGUGUCCGAUAUCCUUUCAUGCUGGCCCGUCGUCGCCCUUUUCUCUUCCACUCUCGGAUCGUCUGCGUUCAGACACUUCUUCGUGUGUUUUUCCUCAACCGUUGUUUUUUACGACCAUAUAUUGUUUACAUGCUGCAAGAUCUGGAUAUUCUUGAAGACUGGACUGCAAUAAGAAAGGCGAUGGCAUCUCUGGGGCCGCACCGGGUGAAGGUCGACGCCCCAGCAGUGAAGCCCGACAGACAUCACCACGUGGCGCGUUCCGAGGAGGGCCGGCUUUACUACGACAACCAGUGGUACUGCAGGGGACAGGCCAUCUGCAUCAACCGCAAGGACGAGUACCCCACGAGCGCCAUCAUAACCACCAUCAACAACGACGAGGUGUGGUUUAAACGGCUGGACGGCACCAAGUCGAAGCUCUACAUCUCCCAGCUGCAGAAAGGCAAAUACACCAUCAAACACUCAUAAGGAAAACUAAAGGAAAAAAAACAAACACCUAGACAUACAUUGUACAUCUCUACAGUUUUUUUGUUUUGUUUUUUUAUUUGUCUCUGGUCUCCUUUUCCCGUAUAGUUUGUCUAGGCCCAGUCUUAACAACCAGACCAAUCUAAACUGUAUAUAUGUAUAUGUGUGUUGAUAUUGUCAACCUGGUCACAAAGUGUCAUAUCUUCUCUUUCUCUGGAGCGGAGAUCCUUGUGCUGCUUUAAAAAAAACAAAAAAACACAAGUUUAAAAAAAAAAAAGAGAUUAAAGAAAUUAUAAUAAUAAAGGGUAAAAAAAAAUAAACAGAAGCAAACUGUGAAAUGCAGAGCUCAGUCGCGUGCCUUUCCCGAGAUAAAGACGAUGCCUUUGGCUGGCUGGCGGGUGGGGGGGUUUUGAUGCUAAGAGUGGAACGGCCAACGCGGUGAAACCUCGCUUCGAGCUGGGCGCCAACCAGGAGGGUCGACGAGCGCGUGAAUGUGGAGCGCCCGAUCCAGGAGUUCGAUACGCCUCCGUUAAACUUGAAUUUCCCCUCUCGUGAAGAGAGCGCAUUAAAUCUGCAAUGGGGGCCCCAACAACCUCAGACCAACACGGUUAAAAGACGUCAAUGGAGGAAGAAUGAUAUUGUCAACAAAGUUAGAUAAAACGAAGGGUUUUGAUGAAAUCUACUAUCUACUAUAUGCUAAAUCACCUCUUAAUAUUUUAUUGUAUUUUUUCAUCUUUUUCUUUUUUCUUUUUUCCAUGUAACUACACUUGGAGUUCAUUUCGAGGCCUGCACUUAGCGAAACAGACCUUUGAAUCUGUGUUUUAAGCAUAGUGUGAGGAAAGCUUUCCUGUAGAUAAAGACGUUGCGGUGUUUGCGGUGUCUUCUAUCUCCCGCCAUGUCGCCAUUCGUGCAGUGGCGCCCAAGCAAUUUUUCAUGAUGUGACGUCGGAUGAGCUGAGAUUUGGCGUGGAUCUCGGCGCUUCGGGUUUGGCCCCCGGCUCUUUAUGUUUGGUCCAAAUUUUUUUUUAAAGCCUCAAAGCCGUAAAGACAUUGCUCAACAUUUGAAUACAGUUCAUCGUCCUCCGGGCUUAGCUUCCUCCUCAUAAUUGUCACUAUCUACCCUUAUUGUGCUUCCUGUUUAUUUUUAUUUUGUAUUUUUUCUGGCAGUAAAACUGUUCCGUAAUACAAAUGUAUUUACGAUCCCCCCCCAAAAAAGAGAUAAAAAAAGGAAAAGUACACUUUUGUAUGUACAUCCGUCCAGUCCACUUGUCUGUGGGUUAAUGACAUGGGGGGGGGGGGGGGGGGUUCUAAGGUUAUUAGCAGUUGCAAUGAAUUUGCCAAGCUUUAUAUUUUUGGUCUUGUACACGUACAAAGAACUGCCUGCCAACAGUAUUACAAAAAAAAAGCUAUUUGGAACGCACACUAUGAUGGAAAGUUUCAUCAUUGACAGAAACUCUUGUCAUUUCUGCUUUUAUUUCUUUUUAAAAUCUUAUGAAGCAAUCAUGUUUCCUUUUUUACACACAGCAGAAAAAUAAAAAUGACAUUGUGCCAAUGCACACAGAGGCGGUGAAAGACUUCGUCAUUUCUGUUUCUUCUCUUUUCUCGCAGUAGUCAGCAGAAAUAGUCUCCAGGCUUCUUGAGGGACCUUUCAAAGUCCUUUUGAUGUUGGCUGUCUUUUGUGCCUGCUCUGUUCUAUUUCAAGACGAUCUCACGCAGCUCCAGUGCUUUUGUCGUCUGGGCUCUUCCGAGAAGGGGGGAACUCCACAAGACCUGUUGCUACUGAUUCUUUUGUCCAGUUUUGACGGGAAGCUAGUACUAAAGCACCAAGAAUGACACUUUCAAAUUGGUUCUAGUUUUUCUGUUAUAUUCACACACUACGGUGUUUUAUCCUUUGAUUUUAUUUGCCUUGGUUUUCAUUGAGUGAUUCAGGUUUAAGGACUGAAAUUUAAAUGCCAAAUUACCUAGUAGAAAAAACUCCAGGAACACUGUUGAACUGUCGCUCAAAACCUCUUUAAAACAUUAGUCAUGAUCUUUGAAAGGAAAUAUUAACAAGACCUUCUGUAAGCGUUGCGUAGGGAUCUUAUCUCUACACCUAUUAACACACACUAACACGAAACGCCUUGUUUCCAUGGAGUAGUCUGCCUACAAAAUGUUGGGUCCUGACCAAGCAUCCUCGC